UGACCAACGCGGAAGUGCUUAAAAUCAGCAGUGUAAACAACGAUUCAGAAGAAAUAAAGUAAAAAGCUCUGUUUGGAUAACUUUUUCUCCCCUAGUACGACAGCAUGGUUCGGUGUUUCCUCAUUCACACCGUGUGCCCGGUGAGUGCUCUGUCUGCCGGGGAGAGCCGUGUUCUUUACUCCCGGGUUUUCGGUCCAGAUGACGGAGUCCUGUCCGAGCGGCACCGAGAGCUCAGCCCGGAGGAAAGAAGGCUUCUGCAGAAGGAGAUGGUGACCGCAGUAGCCAGACAAGUCCGGAGUGCUGUCUCUCUGUCCCGGGAAGCCUCGGGUCGGCUGAUAGUGGAGACUAUGCCGGGCGAAGAGAAUCUGGCUCUGCAGGACGCCGACUGCGGCGUGGUGCGGCUCAGAGCCGGAGACCCCUUCUCCGAGGAGACGAGCGCUCUGUGGCUGGGGGUUCAGAGUCUGGGCUUCACGCUUGUCUGUGAGCCUCACGAGAACCUGCUGCUGGCUGAGGGAACACUGCGCAACAUGACCCGCCACUGCCUGGAGCACCUGCACAUGCUGGGGCAAGGGAGUGAGGUCCUGCUGAAGAGCAACCGGAUCGACGUCCUGCUCAGUCGCCUGCUUCCUCACGGGCAGCUGCUCUUCCUCAACCACCGCUUUGCCCAGAGUUUGGAAAAGGAAGUAGCGGCUUAUAUGGCCAAAUAAAGCCGAGCAGCCACGGUUGCCAUUUUCAGGGAGGGCGGGCUAUCAUUUACAGCUACUUCUAGCUAUAUCUGCUGGCUUCCAAGCAAACAAGCCCUCUGUCAUUCACCUCCGGUGACAUUUCCAUGCUGGAAGACGAAGAGCGGACUACCAGCUGCUGCUGGUGCUGCUGCUGUUGUUAGAGAUUGCAUGAUGUGUAAACACACAGAGUGGUAAAUACCUGCCUCAUCCACUUGCAGCUCACUCUUGGCUGUUUACUGUGUGGGUGGCUUCACUUCAAAUCCUGUUUGUCAAAUUGAAGAGUGGAAAGAAAAAUGUGGCAGAUUAAAGAGUGCAGUCGCAGAGGCCAUUUAAGACGUA
Molecule: messenger RNA, 1064 nt
Organism: Neolamprologus brichardi
Lineage: Eukaryota; Metazoa; Chordata; Actinopteri; Cichliformes; Cichlidae
Source: RefSeq, a predicted model, not a curated record